CUAGUGUAGUAUUUUCUAUUCCAAUAAUAUAAUAAAAUUGCAUACAUAUUCGAGCAGACGAUCGUAAACCAAGGUCGAAGGUCAUUUCAUUGGCAGUGUUCGCGUUUCAUGGUGCCAUUUAGCUGACGUUUACAUGAGGUGCUACGCAGCGCCUGGCACGGCCAGUCCGCUUACAUACUUGGUUUACUUACUGCUCUGCAAGAAGUAAAUAGAAAAUGAUAUAUGAUGGCAGAUAUGGCAGUUUCAAUCAAUUCGUUUUUACACUGUAGAGCUAAAUCGGACCGCAUCAAUGCUUUGAGGAAACAAUAUGACGCGUUUCUUGAAGAAGAUCAGAAACGGAAGAAACGUAAUGAAUACAUAUUGGGGAAGCUGGAUAAAAUGCGAACAACUACGGCCCUAGUGCCCGUGAGACAUAAGAUUGAUAGUCGCCCUUCUGAAGUGCGUGAUGUGGGUUACCAUCCAGAUAUGUCAUCGGGCCAUAAUUACCCAUCGUCGAUCACAACUAGAAAUUCCAUAUUCGCGGAUGUAGACACUAAUAAUGGGGAAUCAUAUUUGAUUCAAGAAAUUAGCAAGAAAUAUAUACUUAUUCCAAAACUUAGGUCUUCAUUCCAUGACAAAUAUGACAAUGGUAUACAACCUGUAAUACUUAAUCAAAGUCCAGAAAGGCUUCUUCCAAUGACGGAUAUUCCUGUUAAAGAGAGCACGGACGAAAAUGCCGAUUGGAAAAGUAAAUAUGAAAUUUUGAAUUUACUAAAGAAUGAAGGAAAGACGCCUGUUCAAUUAAGUACAAAAGUUGAAAGUGACUUACAAUCGAACAAAGAGAGUUUAAUGAAUAAUUUUCUCCGGGAACCUACUCAUGAUAAUAGCAAAAUAAAUACAGAUAGACAAGUGACAUCACAGGCAACGUUCUUUAGUGAAUUGCCGGGAAAAGAUGACUCGAAAGACAUGCUGAAAUAUGAUUCGAGUUUCCAUAUCGAGGACAAUAGUAUUAAGACCAUAAGCCCGCAUGAAAUAUCUGAUAGGACAGCAUAUGCCGUCAAAAAGGCAGCUGUUAUUAGUAAUGAUCCGAAAGACAACAUUGAUUACAAUUUAGAGCAACUUAAAUUAGAUUACACAAAUGCCGAUGAAUCGAAUGGUGAUGUCACCUGCAAUUCAAUCACGAAAAGUGAUAAUAAUGAAUUACAGCCCGAAAUAAAAUUGUAUGCAACCUCUACAGAAAUGGGUUUUCCACCAGUUGAAACGGCUAUUGAACAUUUCACAGAAAAUGCAAAAAUGGAAAGUAAUCCUGAAAUGACUGUAAAUGUCCCUCAGGAACAAGGUCCUAAAGAUUCAAUACCAUCUGUUGAGUUAGAUCAAACUAUCACGCCAGCUAUAGAUGUAACGGAAAUUAAACCUGAUUUAACUCAGUCUUCGCAGGAGCAAAGCGCAAUAAAACCAGAUGUUGGAAGCGUUCCAUUUAAUUCAGAAUACCCUGAGGUCCAAACUGUAAAAAUUCCCAAAGAAUUAGAUGAAAUAGGUGUACAAAAUGAACAAAAUAUAAAAGACGUCGUAGAAAAUACAAACUUAGAUGAUGUAACUGGAGCAAUUGAUGAAUUUAAUGCCGAGCAGGUGGAAAUGUUCUAUUCAGAGCCUACUGACACAAAUGUUACUAAUAUACAUAGUACGGAAAUGCCUGAACAACAGGAAAGUCAUGACUUUGACUAUUAUAAGGCUAUAGAACAAGAAGCAUAUACUACCGAAAUUAAUGAUGAAGUAGUGAGUGAGAAAUACGAUCCUGUUUACGAACAGCAGUAUCUUGAUGUUAAUCAAGAAUUAGAAAAUACGCAGUACGCCGAGGAUGUGGCGUACCAAGAGCAACAAGUGUACCAACAGCAGCAACAGUACGAGCAGCAGCAGCAGUACGAGCAGCAACUUUACGAACAACAACAGUAUGAGCAACAGUCUAUUCCACAAGAUUCUCAGAUGCCGCAAGACCCUCAGAUGCCGCAAGAUCCUCAAAUGCUGCAAGAAUACGCACAAUCACAGGAACAGGUAAAUUAUCAGCAAUAUGAACAACAAUACGACGUUCAAGAACUACAGCAAACUCUAGAUACUGAAGAUGGUUACGCGCAAGAACAGGAUCAACAGAACGUUGCGCAAUACCCAGAAGAAGCACCCGCUCCUGUUACGCAACCCGAUUCAACGGAUACCAGUCAGGCCGCAGCAAUAGCAUCCGAACAGGUGAAGCAUUGAUAUGACAUCUAUAUAUUUAUAAUAUAUCCCAUAUAUUUUCCCAUUUUAAAAUUUACUGUUUGUGACUUCAUUGCUUGCUGUUUUAUUAAUUGUUACUACGAAAAUUUACUAUAUGGCUGUAGAAAAGAUUGUAGAAUGCUAAACUAGUUCAUGUGAUUAUUAUGCAUUUUGUUCAAAACCCAAUGUUUGUCACACAUACUAUAAAUUCUUGUAAUUGUAUAACUAGAAUUAAAUCUACAUGCAAUGUUCCUACGAUAUGCUUGUAGCACUAUAAUAACAUAACAAAAUAUUAAUAAACUUAUUUUAAAUAA
Molecule: messenger RNA, 2543 nt
Organism: Trichoplusia ni (cabbage looper)
Lineage: Eukaryota; Metazoa; Arthropoda; Insecta; Lepidoptera; Noctuidae
Product: RNA polymerase II degradation factor 1-like
Exons: 3
Coding region: 223-2232 (669 amino acids)
Source: RefSeq, a predicted model, not a curated record